Messenger RNA from Corvus hawaiiensis (hawaiian crow), 2016 nucleotides. It is a transcript of the gene ADORA3, whose product is annotated as adenosine A3 receptor. Gene Ontology annotation, biological process: G protein-coupled adenosine receptor signaling pathway. NCBI's taxonomy places the organism in Eukaryota, Metazoa, Chordata, Aves, Passeriformes, Corvidae. The record is from RefSeq and is a predicted model, not a curated record. Gene Ontology annotation, molecular function: G protein-coupled adenosine receptor activity. The transcript is spliced from 2 exons. Gene Ontology annotation, cellular component: membrane; dendrite; synapse. Bases 662 to 1612 code for a protein of 316 amino acids.
AGCACCCUCCCUCUGCCUUUACAACUUGGUUUUCUUUCUCGUAGUCCUACUCUGAUUUGAUUGGGAGUUAUUUUUUCCCCAACUCAAGUCUGCUUUGCCACGUUGGUAACGACAGAGUGACCUCUCCCUGUCCUUACCUUCACCCAUGAGCCUUUCGUUUUUUAAUGCAGCUGCCUUCAACACCCCUGAGCUGCCUCAGUUGUGAUAGUGACUGUGGACAGAUUAACUGGAAUGAUAAGUGGCAGCUUUGCAGCCAACUGCUGUUGACAUUUUUGACUUCCAAAACGGCUUGUAAGAGGAACCUGUAAAACUGUUUCUUUAUAAGUUGCUGGUAAGAAGGACUGCCCGUCCUUUCCCUUGAAGACGGCUUCCUUCCCAAGGCACUUUGCUGACUCGAGGCUGCUGAAGGGAUGCAGUGAGCUUCAGGAGGGGUCUCCAGAGAGAGGAACAGUUCCUGGAUGCUGAGAUAUCUGCAGCUGGGGGAGGCAACAGCUGAUUUGCUGCCUGGGUGCUGAGGACAUGAAAUAGUGCAGAGGUUUGGAUGUUGGAGCGUCUCUAGAACAAGCGAGCAGCAGACACUGAAGAUCCCACACGUGGCCAUCGAUGCCUGCAUUUCCUUCCGCAGCUUCAGCCAGAGAGGGAGCAACUGCAGGAGCUCACGAUGCCAAACAACAGCCUGGCCCUGAGCAGCCUGGAUGCGAUUUACAUCGGCAGCGAGUGCCUGGUGGCUUUGUUUGCCACUCUGGGCAACAUCCUGGUGAUCUGGGUGGUGAGGCUGAACGCGGCGUUCCAGAACACGACGCUCUAUUUCAUCGCGUCCCUGGCGCUGGCCGACAUUGCCGUGGGGCUCCUGGUCAUGCCCCUGGCCAUUGUGGUGAGCCUGGGCGUCACCGUGCCCUCCUACAGCUGCCUCUUCAUGUGCUGCCUCAUGGUGGUGUUCACCAACGCCUCCAUCCUGUCCCUGCUGGCCAUCGCCAUCGACAGGUACCUGCGAGUGAAGCUGCCCACCAGAUAUAAAAUAAUCACAACAGAGAGGAGAGUUUGGUGGGCCCUGGGGCUGUGCUGGUCUCUGUCCCUGCUGGGAGGGCUUGUCCCCAUGUUUGGCUGGAACAAGGCAGACCCAAGGAGCUCCAGCUUCCUGAGGUGCCGGUUCAUCUCCGUGAUGAGGAUGGAUUACAUGGUGUAUUUCUGCUUCUUCACAUGGACCCUCGUGCCCCUGCUCAUCAUGUGUGCCCUGUAUGCUGAGAUCUUCUACAUCAUCCGCACAAAGCUCAGCCAAGGGACCGGUGUGAGAGGGGCUGGGGCUUUCUAUGGCCAGGAGUUCAAGACAGCCAAGUCUCUUGCACUUGUUCUUUUCCUGUUUGCAAUAUCCUGGUUGCCUCUGUGCAUUAUAAACUGCGUUUCCUAUUUCUACCCCGAGUCUCAGAUCCCCCCGUAUUUGAUGUACUUGGGAAUCCUCUUAUCCCAUGCCAAUUCUGCCAUGAACCCCAUUGUCUAUGCCUGCAAGAUAAAGAAGUUCAAAACCACGUACCUUUUAAUUUUAAAGACCUAUAUCCUGUGCGAAAAACCAGACCCAGCUCUUAAAGAGCAAACAACAGACCCAGAGUCAUAAACAAAGGUAGAACCCUCCAGUGGGUACCAGACCACUGAUAAACCACCUGGCUUUGCUAAGGAACUCUCGGGAAACUGCAGCAACCUGUAGCUCUGAAGCUGCUCUGAAGCUGUGUGUGAAUAUAUGUCUUUAUGGAAUAUAAUCUCUAAACACAGAAGAUGGAAAUUUUGUCUCGUGUUGAGGGUUUUGGGGUUUUUUAACGUGAGGAUUGGUUGAGUUGAUUGAAAAAUAGGAUGUGUUCUUUGCUGUUCACAGUCCAGCAGCUCACAAGCUCACUGACUGUUCUCACACCAUUUGUCUUGUCUGUCCAUUUAGACUAAACUCGAGUCUGGUCAGCUUGUGCUUCAGCCAGUGUUGUCACAUUUUCAUGAGUAAUAAUAAAUAUUAGAUGGAUUUUACAUUAA